Molecule: messenger RNA, 1825 nt
Organism: Coccinella septempunctata (seven-spotted ladybird)
Lineage: Eukaryota; Metazoa; Arthropoda; Insecta; Coleoptera; Coccinellidae
Exons: 2
Coding region: 83-1825 (580 amino acids)
Source: RefSeq, a predicted model, not a curated record
AGGACAUGCUUUCAGCAGAGCCUUACGUGCUCAUAUAUUGAGUUUUACUGCUCUAGGAAUUCACAUAAUAAAAAAUAACAAUAUGACUGCGACUGAUGAAAUGGAAAAUCAUAUCAAAAAUUUCUUCAAAAAUUGGAAAGACCAAUCUCCUACAGUAGGUGACUGUAAUAUUGAUCCAAUGAUGAUUUAUAUUACUCAGAAAUUUUUGGAAAAACUUCACAAUUUGGAAAAUUCUGGACCCACAGCCAAAUUAUGGGUACAAUAUCUUAGGAGCGUUAUAAUUUUAUUGCAAUUUGUUGAAGCUGAACGUCUUGGGGAUUGGGACUUGCACUUGAGCAGUGUGAAGGAAAUGUUACCGAUUUUUCACGCAUCUGGCCAUUUUUCCUAUGCAAAAUGUGCUCAAUGGUAUUUGCAGGAUAUGGCAAAUCUAGAAGCAAUAAUGGAUCCUAUAGAAUUCGAAAGGUUCACAAAGGAGGGUUACUUCACGAUUCGCAGGACAGACAAAGCUUGGAGUGGUGUUUGGAGUGAUAUGUGUAUAGAACAAACGCUAAAUAGAUUUUUUGGCACAGAUUUGAAGCAUGGUAGAGGAGUUACACCUAGUGUUGUUUCACGUUAUCUUCUAGGAAUGCCAUCUGCUUUUGACGUCAUGGAAUGUUUGGAGGAAUAUGCGGAUUUGAGAACGGCUAAUAGCGAACAGCAUGUGGAUUUAUCUCAAAGCCGCAUGAGAAGAGAUAAAGAAGACAUAGGAAAAUUUGUAUUCUGGCUAGACCACCAUAAUCCUUUCGAAAAAAGAGAUUCGUUAAUGUCCCUUUCAACAGGAGUUAUGGGUGCUGCCAAUAUCAAUUGCCAUAUGGCUUUUGAAGAAGGGCGCAAAGGGAUGGAAACAAUGAAAGGAAAAAAUUUAGCGAAUAUUACCUUGUCAUCGAAAUUUAAAGUGAAAAAUUUAUGCGAUGGCCAAAAUAAAAUUCGCGUUCCCGGGGAUUCUUCAGCUAUAGAUCCAUCUGCGCUGUUACAGAGAAUAGCAGUUCUUUAUAAAAAUGAUGAAUCGAAAAAGAAAGAAGCGAUAUCUUUCGAAUUGUCGCCAUAUCCGCUGUCUCUCUUCGAUGAGCUUGGACUGAUGAGAAAGUCCGUUAAGUCAGAGCUCUAUAAAUUAUUUUCAACACAUCCUCAAUCCCAAUCACUUCUAACUAAUAUGGUUUAUGUAAUAGAUGGUGGAUGGUUAUUACAUCAAGUUUUUUGGCCACACAGCAAAAAAUUUGUUGACAUAUUAGAGAUAUAUAGGUCAUUCAUAGUUAACAAAUUUGGAGGGAAUUGCAGAGUUGUCUUCGAUGGUUACUCGAAUGAAAUAAUUGGUAUAAAAUCAUAUGAGCGGUUUCGUCGAAAAGAAAAAUUUGUUGCUCCAGAUGUUGAAAUAAGUGAGGAUAAAAUGGUAACAAUUACCCAAAAAAAAUUUCUGUCGAAUGUUGCGAAUAAGUAUAAAUUUAUAAUCUUACUAAGCAAGUAUUUGCAGAAUCAUAAUAUCGAAGUAAAUGUAGCAGAAGAAGAUGCUGACGUAGACAUUGUAAUGAAAGGAAUUACAUUGAAAGAAAGCAUAUCAGAACCGGUUGCUGUAGUUGGCAAUGACGUAGAUCUUUUCAUUCUACUAAUUGCUUUAACACCAGAUCACAGCAAUAUGUUUCUCUUUAAAAUUGUUCCAGGAUCUAAGGGUAAUACUUUGUAUUCAACAUCUCAGCAUCGCGAAUUCAAACCUUUCAUUCUGUUUGCACAUGCAUUUUCUGGAUGUGAUUCAACUAGUGCCAUGUACAAUAACGGAAAAAAAAGAUAA